This is a messenger RNA of Entrophospora candida, 4758 nucleotides long. The record is from the annotation of a GenBank genome assembly. Lineage: Eukaryota; Fungi; Glomeromycota; Glomeromycetes; Entrophosporales; Entrophosporaceae.
AUGUCAUUAAAUAAACUUCGUGAUGAAGUACUUUCUAAUCAAGCUGGCGAGGAAAGAGUUGAAAUUAAUCAAAGACACUUAAUUGAUAAAAUUUUAGCAAGAUAUUCCAAUGAAUUUGUUGUUUAUAGAGAAUUAUUACAAAAUUCUGAUGAUGCUAAAGCUACAGACAUUGAAAUAAUAUUUGAGACUAAAAAGCCUAAAAAUGUUAGCAUGUCGGAUAAAUGUGUGAGAAUAUUGUUCAAAAACAAUGGUUUUUUAUUUAGGCCUGAAGAUUGGAAUAGAUUGAAAAAAAUUGCUGAAGGAAAUCCUGAUGAACAAAAGAUUGGUGCCUUUGGUGUUGGAUUUUAUUCCUUGUUUUCAGUUUGUGAUGAUCCUUUUGUAUCAUCAGGUACACAAGCUAUGGCCUUUUAUUGGCGUGGAGAUCAAUUAUUUGUUAAACGAAAGGAUAUCAAACAGAAUGAUAAUAUUUGGACAACAUUUUUGAUGGAUACUAUUGAAAAUGGAAAAAAAUUACCUGAAAUAGAAGCUUUUGGACGUUUUCUAGCAACUUCGCUGGGCUUCACAGGGAAUCUUAAUAAAAUUACAGUCUACUUUGAUAACAUCCAAGUAAUUCAAUUAACAAAAAAAAUGGAUGUACCACGACCAAUGUCAAUCAAACAUGGAAUAAAAAAAAAUUCACCAAAUAAUCUAUUUGAAUUGAAAUCAGUUAAUGUCUACAAAGCUCAAUUAGAUGUUAAUAUAUUAAUUACUUCAACAAAAUCUCCAAUAAAAAAUUUUUUAUCUGGAAAAUCCACAAUUUUCCUAAAAAUUGCUAGUGGUAAUGUUGAUUUAAAGAUUCCAGAGCCAUUUCGUGUGGAAAUGGAACGUGCCACCAAGAAAUGGCCUCCAAAAAAUACAAAGAUACAAAUGAUUUUUACUAGUUAUGAUGAGCAAAGUUCUUCAGAUCAAAAUAAACAUAUUUCAAAUGUAUUCAGAGAUUUAUUGGCAUUCCCUGAACAAGGUAAAAUAUUUAUAGGGUUUCCUACUUUUCAAACAACUGGUUGUUCUGCGCACCUUGCAGCUAGACUAAUUCCUACAGUUGAACGUGAAUCAGUUGAUUUGGCACAUAAAACCCUAGCAAAAUAUAAUGAAGGAAUGUUAUCUUUAGCUGGUACAUUGUCUCGUAUAAUAUAUGAAGAUGAGCUGAUACAAAUUUCAAAACUGUACAAGAGCUUGUUUGGUUCAAAGCCUGCAACAUUUCAAAAGAAAUCUGAAUUUGAAGAUUUUCAAAAACGUGUAGCACAUGUUUUGGCACAUUUUACAUUUAAACAAAGUACACCUAGAAAUGAGAUCUCAACAAUCAGUGAAUCACAAUUUUUUAAUUGUAUAUCAACACCAUUACCAAUAUUAUCUACUCAUGGUAUUUUACCAAUUGAAUCUAUUAGAAUACCAACCCCUAAGACAGUGCUUUUUAUCAAGAGCAUCCCAAUUGUUCCACCAUUAUUGUUAAGUAAAUGUUGUGAAUUUUUCAAAAAAGCAAAAGAUACUUUAAAGCUCAUGUCUGAAAUCUCAAUAAAUGACAUUUUUAAGGAAUUAGAAAGUCGUGCAUUAGAUGAAGACGAAAUAAUAAGUUUAUUGAAAUGGUGGAUAGGUUAUGAACCUAAAAAUUUAGCUGAAACGGAGAAACUCAUGAAACUUGCUACUAUACAAGUUAAAAAAACUAAGGUGCCUCUCAGUAAUAUUUCUUAUUAUUUAGAUCCGACUGUUAUUCCACUUGAUGUGGAAGUUCCUUUAAAUGUUUUACCUUAUUCAAUAAGUAAAUGCUUUGAUAAAAAAGACAUUGAAACUUACUUUAGUGGUUGGUCCAAAUUAAAUUUGAUUACAUGGAUUCAAUUUAUUACCACAAAACCUUCAUUUGAACAGGAUCCAGCAUUUUCAGAAGAAAUUCUUAGGAUUAUUUCACGUCAAUCUGGACAUGAUUUUGAAUUUGUUUCUGAACAAGAUCAAGCAACUAUUAAACAGCUUUUGGCCAACAAAGAAUGUAUACCAACAUCAGUUGGUAUGAACAAGCCAAGUCAAUCUUAUUUUCCAGGUGUGGAUUUAUUCACAGAUUUACCUAUAGUUUGCUUUCGAUAUAAAAUAAGUGACAAAUUCCUUGCUUUCUUGGGAGUUAGAAAGCAUAUUGAACCACAACUUUUAUUUGAUCGACUUAUUAGUCAAGGAAGUUGGGAUCAUAUGCAAUUAAUAGAAUAUCUUAUUAAGAAUGAAAUUACAGAUGCUGAGGAAAUAAAAAAAUUGUCAUCCAUGCCUAUUUGGCCAAUGGAAUCUAACAACAAAAAUAGUAAAGAAUCAACAAUUAAAAGGUUUACAGCAAAAGAAUUAUAUGCACCAUUAUCACAAUUACGUGAGUUGGGAUUACCAAUAAUUCAGUGGAAUGGUGAAUGGAAUAAAGAUCUCAAAGAAGACUUACGUAAAUAUCCUCCACUUGAUGUGAUACUUCAACUAGCAUCAUCUAACACAGAACUUUCAAUUCGCCAAAAAGCUCUCUGUUAUUUUAUUGAAAAUUUUAAAGCAAGAUAUUAUAAAGACUAUAAUGCAAAUAUGGUAAAUUUGGCAUUUCUUCCAUGUACUGAUACAAAUGUCUAUGCAACACCAACAAAUUGUUAUACAAAUCCUGAGUGUGAAAUUAUGAAAUUUAAUAUCUUGAAUAAAGAAUUGCUACCUAAUGCUGAUGAAUUUGGCGUGAAAAAAGAUCCUUGUCGGUUACAAAUAUUAGCAAAACUAAGGGAAGAACGGCCAGAAAAUGAAGAAAAGGCAAAAUUGAUUUUUGAUUAUCUAUCUUCGUUUCAUUUUGUACAUUCAGAUUGGGCUGAAUUACAAAAAAUACCUUUUAUUCCAAUUCGUGAUAAAGUGUAUAGACACAGUUUGAAACAUGUUACACCACUUGACUGUUUUUUUAACGGCUCUUAUGACCAUUUUAAUUAUAUUAAUUUUGGUGAAAAAGCCAAUAUGUUUUUGCGAAAUUGUGGUGUCAAAAAUGAACCAUCUCCAACUGAUUUGGCAGAAUUUUUAAUCAAAUAUUCACAUGAAUUCUUGAAAAGCCUUGAUGGUAAUGUUGAUAAAUAUAUUGAUACUCUACACAAAAUCUCUUUCAGCUUUGAAGAAAUCAAAGGAAAUUCCAAAGUGUUAAAUGAUUUGAAAGAAUGUCAAGUUUUAUUAGCAGUGAAGAAAGAAAAUAAUAGUGGUAAGAAAGAAGAAAAAAGCGUUGAUGAUGAUAAUGAUUCAAUAUUAAACGAUUUGAAAGAAUGUCAAGCAUUAUUAGAUGAUAGUAGUAAGGAAGAGAAAAAACCCAUUGAUGAUAAAGAUGAAGCAUUGAAUGAUUGGAAAGGAUAUCAAGCUUUAUUAGAAGAUGAUAGUGGUAAGAAAGAGAAAAAUCCUGUUGAUGAUGAUAAUUCAAUAUCAAUAUUAAAUGAUUUGAAAGAAGGUCAAGUCUUAUUAGAAGAUGAUAGUGAUAAGAAAGAGGAAAAAACUGUCGGUGAUGAAAAAUAUGUAUUAGCAUCUUCUAAAGAUAUUUAUAUAAAUGAUGAGGAAAUAUAUUAUAAAAUUUUUAAGCCAUUAAGUUGUCCUAUGGAUAACCUACUAGAAGAUUUGUAUAAGAAAUUGGGAUGUCUAUCACUAUCUAAUAGUGUUACAUCUAAACAUAGCAUUAAAGGAAAACCAAGAAAUACUCAAAAAUCUAUAGAAUUACAAAUUUUGAUUAGAGAACGUGCAUCAUUGUUUUAUCAUGACAUUAAGGAUGAUGAUAUUAAUAGAAAUCAACAAUGGUUAAAAGCAUUGAAAGUGAUGGAAGUUGACCAGAUUAAAACAACUUAUGUUUUGGCUCCAAAAAAUAUAACAAAAGUUAUCAAUUCAGACACCUCCUGUAUUUUAGAAAAGCCAAGGUAUAAAUGGAAACUAUUUAUUAGAGUAGAGGGGGAAGAAGAAUUAGUUAAUUUUUUUUCUAUUGCAAAAUCAAUUUCUCAAUUUAUUUAUAAAAUACCUCGAUUUGAGAAGUUUGCCCUUCUAGACAUGUUAUUAACAAAGUCGAUUGCUGAUCUUAAAGAUAGGGGAUUUCCGGUGGAUCGAUUAGUUAAACAAAAUAAAAUAACUUUGCUGAAACCACCACAAUUUGAAAUAAAUUCAUGGUACAAGAGGUACAACAAGCCUUGUACACCAAUGACAACUGAGGAUCUGAAAAAAGCUUUACACAGUGGUAUAAAUUUGUGUUGUUCAAAUUCGGAUCCCAAAUCUAAUGGACAAAUAACCUUUUUGAAAAGUCAAAUAAGUUACUGUGAUAUUAUACCAGGUCAUUCAUUAAAAUUUAUUGAAAAAAUAAAUGAGAUAGAAUUUUAUAUUUCAAGACAUCUGGACUCAUCAGUGCUUUUAUCACCAAGAACUCCUUUGAUAAACUUUAUUCAAAUACUUGAGCAUUUGUCUGAGGUUUUUGGAUUACCAUCCAACAAAAUUCAUGUGUUUUAUGAUCCUGGUGUUUCAGUUGCUUUUAAUCGAAACAAUUCAUUAUUUUUCAACUUUAAUUAUUAUUUGACUUCUUAUUCUGAAACUUCUCCAUUUUCAACUGAUAUAAUGGCCUAUUGGUUUACGAAAUUUUGUCAUGAAUUGGCUCAUAAUAUUGUAAUUCCACAUGGUGUUCAACAUGAGAAUAAGAGGAAUACAUUUGUCUACAAAUUAUGUCAAAUUGAAAUUUCCAUUAUUCAAGUUGUAGGGAAGAUUGGUAUGUAG